Messenger RNA from Myripristis murdjan (pinecone soldierfish), 5822 nucleotides. It is a transcript of the gene tmod1, whose product is annotated as tropomodulin 1. The transcript is spliced from 13 exons. Gene Ontology annotation, cellular component: cytoskeleton; striated muscle thin filament; myofibril. Gene Ontology annotation, biological process: pointed-end actin filament capping; muscle contraction; actin filament organization. Bases 811 to 1944 code for a protein of 377 amino acids. Gene Ontology annotation, molecular function: tropomyosin binding. The record is from RefSeq and is a predicted model, not a curated record. Lineage: Eukaryota; Metazoa; Chordata; Actinopteri; Holocentriformes; Holocentridae.
GUGAUGCCUGCAGUUGUAUUUGUCAUUGUCCUGUUUUUGCCGCAGCCAUUUGGAGGAAAAAGGCGAAUCCCUGCUACUUUGUUGAUACAGAUACAUAAAAGGAAAUCAGCAUCUACCGCGACUAUAAAUUGAGUUAACUUAAACUACUCCGAAAUAUUCCUAUGUGGUAAUAUUUAAAUACUGUAGACAAUCGGCUUAUGAGCGUCAACUUCCUGCAGAAAACGACAGAAAAACAGCGGGAGCCUCUUGUCUCUCUGUCCGAUAACAGAUGCGGCUACAUUUCAUGACAUCACCGGAGUGACAGAGCAGCCGUGUGGGGGGCGGAGGGAGGAGGAGGAUCUCUCUCCCUCUCUCUCUCUCUCCAAAAGUUUAUUUUGCCCUUUGCGGGAGAGGAGAUCAGCCUCCGCAAACCACAGAGAGUCGACUUGAGACAGGGAAAACUUGCCGGGACGCUCACAUCGGCUCCUUCCAGGAUUAUCCGCGGGUCAUGGACCGUUUCGUUCAGUGAAGUUUGGCGGAUUCCGCGUUUUUCUGUGCCUGCACCAAAGCGGACCGGGCAGUGCGUCUCCAGGCGGCUCUGAAGGAAACCAUAUCUGGUCAAAGUAUUCGUUGCUGUCACCCAGCGGGACUGUCCGGCUAUAAAUAGCGCUGGAGGAGGUCUCUGUUUUUCCCAGGGGCUCUCCAGGCACUUGGCUGCCUUCGCUGUUAUUUUACUCGUGAGCUGGGGGUCACUGAGGGUUCUUCCAGGCGCUUUGUCACCGUCAUCGCCGCUUUCUUGUUAGGAGGGGUUACUGAGGUGAGUUGUCCAUCAUGUCGAAGUUGAGGAAGGAGAUGGAGAAGUACAGGGACAUAGACGAGGACGAGCUGCUGAAGAAACUGACAGAAGAGGAGCUUCAGCGAUUAGAGGACGAACUGGAUGAGCUGGACCCUGAUAAUGAGUUGCUGCCGGCUGGGAUGAGGCAGAAGGACCAGACCAAGAAGGCUCCGACAGGAACUUUCCAGAGAGACAAUCUGCUGGCCCAUCUGGAGAAACAGGCCAAGGAACAUCCAGAUAAAGAGGACCUGGUUCCCUUCACCGGGGAGAAGAGAGGAAAGGCGUGGGUACCGAAGAAGAGGGUCGACCCCAUCAUGGAGACGGUGACUCUGGAACCAGAACUAGAAGAAGCCCUGGCUAACGCUAGUGAUGCUGAACUCUGUGAUAUUGCAGCCAUCCUGGGCAUGCACACCCUCAUGAGCAACCAGCAGUACUAUGAAGCCUUGGCCAGCAGUACUAUAGUCAACAAACAAGGCCUCAACAGUGUGAUCCAGUGCACCCAGUAUAAACCAGUCCCCGACGAGGAGCCCAACUCCACUGACGUAGAGGAGACUCUGCUGAGAAUAAAGAGGAACGACCCCGACCUGGUAGAGGUCAACCUCAACAACAUCAGGAACAUCCCCAUCCCGACCCUGAAGGCGUAUGCUGAGGCUCUGAUGAAGAACACUGUGGUGGAGAGGUUCAGCAUCGUAGGAACCAGGAGCAACGACCCCGUCGCCUUUGCCCUGGCGGAGAUGCUGAAGGUGAACACAACGCUGAAGAGCCUAAACGUCGAGUCCAACUUCAUCACAGGGACUGGAAUACUGGCUCUCAUAGAGUCACUGCAGAUAAACACGACACUACUGGAGCUCAAGAUAGACAACCAGAGUCAGCCGUUAGGAAACAAGGUAGAGAUGGAGAUAGCCAACAUGCUGGAGAAAAACACCACGCUGCUCAAGUUUGGUUACCAUUUCACCCAGCAGGGCCCCCGCCUCCGAGGCUCCAACGCCAUGAUGAACAACAAUGACCUGGCCCGGGUAAUCCGGUCCGAUUCAGACGGUUCCUUCACCCUCACUCUGUCUGUCCCCGAGCUGGAGAGGGCCUUCGGGAAAAAGUUCAAGUCUAAGACUAAUAAGAAAGAGAAGGCUUGAGGGAGGACCCAUCUUCCCCAAGUGUCGGACAAACGUGUAGAAACCAGGGUUACCCUCCUUCCCUCUUCGACCCCACCGUCUACCCAAACGCCGUCUUGUCUUCCUCUUCAGCCCUACACCCUCCGGCCUCCGGCGGUCUACCCAGAAGUCCUUGCACGUCCUCUCCAACCACGUCAGGUUAUAUGGUUGGGACUUCAUGGGAAAUGUCUUGAGUUUCUUUCUACUUUCUACUCCCUAGACUCUUGUUUGGUAGCUCUUAAAGGAUCCGGUGGGGAUUUUUAAUCACCAGUGUCCGUCUGAGGUUUGAGUGCAUUCAAAAGCGAUACAGUAUGUUGACAUGUAUUAAUUCUUUGUGUUUUAAAUUAAGGGAUGUGUGGCAUAAUGGGUUGUUUGUGAGACUGGGAAUCACAGCAUGCUGCAGUUUCUCAAACUUGGGUCCCAAGCUGCAAGAAAGUCGAAGAACCAUCGCUGUAGCUUUCUUCACAACACCAACCGGACUGUGCCAUUUUUACUUGCCAUUUUUUUCCUCCCCCUCAUCCUGCUACAUCUCCACGGUUGUCUUGGUUCCACAAUGUAGGGACUGGAGGGCUGGUUUUGAAUGAGGGCCCGUUGGAACGGAGAGGGGCUGCUUUUGGCAAUCCCUGUUUCUAUUGUUGGGUUUAAUGAAUUCUAAUUAUUAUCAUUCUACUGUAAAUGAGUCGAUGCUGUCAUUACCGUCAUCCCCUCGGCGUUUUCGCCUCUGAUUUCGCUCCAAGAUGGACCCACACCAGAAGAUAUCUGUAACCAAUUAAGCACCAAAGCCGUCAACCCAUCCAAAUUUUACAGAUAAAUUAAAGGCCUCUGAGAAUAACCAUGAUGACGGAUUUGCACCCAGUCUUGCCAGUGUGUGUGCGUUUGUGUGUGUGAGACGGCCAAACUCCUGCUCAAUCUAGACAAUAUCUUGUUGUGACUACUAUCUGCCCUUACAUGCAUACAUAGAUAAAGUGAGAGAUAGAUUUGUCAGUGAUAGAUAGAAGCUUGCCUACUGUGAGACUUGUCUGCUACUUAUAGAAUAUAUUUAUUUGUGACAGACCUGGGGAAGAGUUGGUGUCAGAAUCCAGUCAAACACAUCAUUUGCAGUAACAAUAACUUCAACAAAAUGUAAUGAACAUGUGGCUCUGAAUAGGUCAAAAAUGUAAUAAAACCUGUUAAAGUAAUAAACAGAUGACAGCAUGAUAUUAUUACAGAAACCAGCAAAUAUUACUUUAUAAGGGGUCAAGCAUAUUUUUUUAACUGAUGUAAUAUUACUUAGUUGGUAUAUAAAUCACACCACUGAUCAGCUAUCAGGUCAUGUAUUUUGUUGUUAUUACACUAUUUGCCAUUAACUGUUACUAUUACAUUUUUGACCCAUUGACAAGGAUAUUUUAUGAGACUUUGGAAACUAGAGCUGUUGCAUCUAAAGCUCAGAAGAGGCUCAGCUGGAUGGUCAGCCGCUGCCUGGCAGUGUUUAUACGACUUGACUGCAAAAACUAAUUAAUUUCAAUGAUGAAAUGUGUAUUCACGUGCACUGCAGAUUUAAUUCAAAAUGAGGUGAGCUCAAAAAACGAAAGACAACUCCGGAAUUAAAAUGCGACUCGGCUUGUGAGAAUGGACAAAUUCUAGCAUGAUUUAAAUUGUUGUGCAUGUCAGAUGACUAACACUGGAGAAUAAAGAGUUUUAUCAGAGACGUUUUGGGAUAUAAGCGUCUCAGCCCUCUAGCUGUGCUGCAUUCAAGACAACCAGGAAGAGAGAAACUUCCCACUUGGAAAUUACUACGUCCCACCUCAGCAUUACGUCGCUGAGGUGGGAAUGAUAUGGACGCCCAAAAGAAAGCUCCAUUUGUUUCUUUGGAAUUGCUUUUUUGCCCCCGUUGGAAAAGCAAGUAAAGAUGAGGAAACGUGCAUAUUAACAUUACAAACAACAACUUGACUUUACAGCUUCGCAAGCCUCCACCUGAAUUAAUUGAUCUUGAAGUGUGUCAUGCACAAAGAUUUGUCAUAAUGUAACAGAACCAGGGAACCAGGAGCUAAGAGAACAGCCUCCAGUUCCUGAGAAUUACGAACUGGAGGGCUGUUCAAAUGCAUUUCUACGAUCCAUAAGCAGGAAAUUUUCCACUUUCUUGUUGUCUUGAACACAGCGCUAAAUCGAUUCAAAGCCAUUCCUCAAAACCCAGUCAAUGUAGGUAGUUUCGCGUAUCCAGACUAGGUUUUGGGUGCGGCCGAGAAAUGAGCGUAAAAAGAAAAAGUAUUAUGAGCUCUGCUGCAUCCAUGAAACCACACCAUACCCUAGUUUCAUUCUUCUCACAUGAAGAAUCACAAUAAGAGCACAAAAGAGGAGAAAUAACAGUAGAAAUGUGUGAGUAUUUGAGUGGAUUUGUAUUACAACUUGAACCAGGUCUGAUUUGUUGAUGGUGUUCGUUUGCAGCUAUUUUACUGGAGCUGAAAUUUGUGUUUGAACAUGAGAUAGUUGUACCCUGAAUCUUCAUGACUGGUUUCACAAAAGCGGAUUAACGCUUCAAUCCAGGCUUUAGAGUGCAUCAAGAGUAGAUAUCAACAAAACUGAGAGCGGUGUUGAAUGUGGAGCAAUCUUGAUGCCACAGGUGUCGCUCCUGUCUAAUAUCCUGGAUUGGCUCCAACUCAGUGGAAAUGUUUUUAACCAUCAACGGUGACAAAUGCGUCACGUCUGUGAAACCGACCUGUAACGCUGUGCCACCAAACUGCAGCUGUUCUCAUGGCCUUGUGUAGGUGCAUCAGGACUGUGAAGAAGGGCUGCACCAGCUGCAGUGUCUUAACAUUGUGUUGGCGAUAACGAGGAGCACUGCUGUACAUUUCGCAGGGCGUGGUGGGAAUUUGUUCUGCGCUUCCAUUCUAUGUUGGCAGUCUUUUUUUCUCUUCUAUAACAAGCAAGUUGUAAUUUACCAUGCUGUGGUUGUCAUAACUUCUAUAACUUAUAGCCAAUAUGGUGCUGAAUAAAAACAGUCAGCCCAAAUAACCACAAAAAGAAAGGUUGCUGUUGAAACUUGUUCUGCUGUAAGGAUCGCUCAAAGUGAAGUGUGGCUUUAUUUCUGUUUAAAAUAAAUGAGGAAUCGAUCUGUUUUGGACUCAUAAAAAAAUAAGCUAGUAUGUGCCAAACUGAUCCUGCAACCCAUGGGUAUUUGAUGUGAACAUCCACCUCUGAUAUGCAAGUUUAAAAAAAAAAAAAAAAAAAAAGACAUUUUAAAUGAUUGGCAACCCAUUUAACAAUGUCAUGAUCUUUGCCUUGUCUCUGGCUCAUCAUUGCCUCGGAUACCGCUCAACAAAUGAUCAUGAAAGGUGUAACCAUUUGUAAAGUAGUGAAAAAUUGGUCCUUUAUUUAGAAUUUAAUAAAUUUGGGGAUGCAAAAUGGUACAGGAUUUACCCAUAUGUAGUUAAAUGUUGGUAUUCAAACAGACAUUGAUGUAAAAACAGUAAAGAGACGUUUCAGGUUUUCAGCAUCAGCCGAGCACUCUUUGCCAAUGUCUGGCUCCUUUUAUCUCUUUAGCUAUGUUUGACCUGUAAUAUAAUCUGUUUCUUAAUCUGUUAUUUGGGACCCAAGAUGAGUCACAUCAAGGCCACUGUUGGGUCCCCAUGUGACAACAGCUGAACUUUGUUUCAGUGCUUUGGGUCAAAGAGGGACAAGAUAGUAAAAGUGUCAUUCACAACCCAGGCUACAGAACCGAAAAACAGUUUUUAAGAUGUGGGAUGUAAACAUUGUGGUGUGAAAGGUACCGACUCGGGGAAUGCCACUCCUGAACUGUCUGUGUAUCCUGAUCUGUGCUCCUCUCCUCUGUCCGGUGGUUCUGACUUAGUUUAUUUGAUUGCUUGACUCUGUGUUUUGUUAGA